AUUCGCCGUUGCGAUCCCUCCGCUUCCUCACUCCCUCUUCUUCUUCUUCUUCUUCUUCUUCUUCUUCUUCUCCCUCUCGCGUCAUUGGAUCGUCGGAUUCGAUCCCUAAUUACGGAGAAACCGCGAUCAGAUCGCCUACCAAACUCCCAAUUCUCAAUAACUAGACUAGAUGGAAGCAGAAACCACCAUCCACGGCUUCUUAGGCCCCGCCAUGGACAAACCUCAAUCCAACAACGCGCCGUCGCCCCCGCCGUCGCCGCACGCGGCGGAAUCCCCCGUAGCACCAUCCGGGACCGCCGAUGCGGCGAAUUGCUUCGACUGCAGCAUCUGCUUGGACUCUGCAGCCGACCCCGUCGUCACCCUCUGCGGCCACCUCUACUGCUGGCCCUGCAUCUACCAGUGGAUGCUGCACCAGCUCGAAACUGCAUCGUCGCCACCGGCGCUGUGGUGCCCCGUGUGCAAGUCCCCUCUCUCUGACGCCUCCCUCGUCCCCCUCUACGGCCACGGCGUAAGCUGCAAAGCGGUUCCCCUGCAGAGCCUGAAUAUUCCUAGCAGGCCUUCGGUGCAACCGCGAUCGCCGGUCCAACGGCCGCCGCAGAUUCACCGCUACGGCGUCGGCACCAACGACGGCCUCCGCCUGCGUUACGGGUACACGUCGGCGCCCGUGUUCUACUCGACUGCGGGGGGAACGAUCGGGGGGAUCGCGGCGGCAGUUCUGCCGUUGGUGUUCGGGAACGAUCACACGGAUCGGGUGGACUACGAUGCGCCGCACGGCGUUGCGGUUCGCGGGGUCGGCCGGAGGAUGAGGGCGAGGCGGUGGGAGAGGGAGGUGGAGAGGUCGUUGCACCAGUUAUGGCUCUUCAUCUUCCUGUGCGGGAUACUGUGCCUCCUACUCUUCUGAGAUGGAAAUUAUAAGAGCAUUAUAUACAUUUUUUUUUUCUUUCUAUUGUCGUUGUAAUUUCUCAUAUGCAUGUAAAUUCUAAAUAGUGGUCGAGAAUGUAAUGUAGUGAAGUAGUACACAUUAUCUUGCAAGGGUAAUCAACCUUACAUUGUAAGUUUCAAUCUCAUCUCCUAUUUAUGUGUUC
This is a messenger RNA of Ananas comosus (pineapple), 1085 nucleotides long. RefSeq names its product E3 ubiquitin-protein ligase RMA2-like. Gene Ontology annotation, molecular function: metal ion binding; ubiquitin protein ligase activity; ubiquitin-like protein conjugating enzyme binding. Gene Ontology annotation, biological process: ubiquitin-dependent protein catabolic process. Gene Ontology annotation, cellular component: endoplasmic reticulum. The transcript is spliced from 2 exons. The coding region runs from base 170 to 901 and encodes 243 amino acids. The record is from RefSeq and is a predicted model, not a curated record. Lineage: Eukaryota; Viridiplantae; Streptophyta; Magnoliopsida; Poales; Bromeliaceae.